AUCUCUUCGACUCUUGGUCAAUUAACUUUUGCAACAUUUUCAAGUACAAGUACGUUAAGACCGCCAAUUUCAACAUCUUUAACUCCUACAAGUCCGACAAGUGUGCCAAGUCCGAUAAGUACGUCAAAUCCUACAAAUUUGUCAAAUCCAAUAUCCUCUUCAGAUUCGAAUUUUACCACACCACCUGUAACUGUUCCAUAUAAUACGGUCGAUGUACCUCCAAAUAAUGGAACAUGGACUAUUUGUUCAAAUGAAUCUACGAGAUAUAUUAGUUACAGUGUAAAAGUUGUCGACAGCAUUUUUCCAAUAACCCCUGGAUACGGAAAAACGACACCUGGCACUUCAUCCCCUCUUGCUACUGCACCUCAAGUUGGUAUAGCUGCUCGAAUUCGAUAUGCAAAUGCACAAAAAUUCAUUCCUUCAUUAUCUUGUUAUCUACAAUUUACUAUUUCCUGCGAUCAAGAUACUGGGAAUAUACCAGUGCGAGAUAAUGACAAUUAUUGUUUGGAUAUAAUAAACCCUGCUUCUAGUUCACAAAGAGUUAAUGUUACUGCAUCGUUUACAAAAAGUUCUGUCUUUGAAGGUGGUGGUUUUACUAGCGCUAAUCAACCUGGUGGAAAUGCUGAAUCUCCAAUAAGUAAGGCAAAUAUUCCAAUGUCAAAAAUAUGGGUUGAAUG
Messenger RNA from Racocetra persica, 677 nucleotides. The record is from the annotation of a GenBank genome assembly. Lineage: Eukaryota; Fungi; Glomeromycota; Glomeromycetes; Diversisporales; Gigasporaceae.